AUGACAACAUCGACCACCACCCCCCGCACUAUCGCUGUACUGGGCGCAACGGGCAACCAAGGGAGCGGAGUCGUCCGUGCCUUAUUGCAGAAAAGCCCGCAUCACCCAGCCUCGUUCACCGUUCGUGCUGUGACACGGGAUCCCAGCUCCCCCCAAGCAGAACGACUGCGCGCCAUCUAUCCAGAAGAAGAAGUCUCUGGCCGACUACAGCUCGUGCCUGGCGACGUCUAUGACGUCACAAGUCUAGAGCGUGCCUUCGACGGGGUCUGGGGCGUGUUCGCAGUCACAAAUAAUCGUCUCCCCGGGCAAAUGAUUGAAACCGAAGAGGACCUCGAGCAUGAGCUGGUAGCGGGAAGGAAUAUCGUGGCCGCUGCCAAAGUAUCUGGGGUGCGUCAUUUUGUUAUCAGCAGUCUACCCAAUCUGGCGGACGCGAGCAAGGGGCAAUUUCAAAAGGUAUUCCAUUUCGACCAUAAAUUUCAAAUUGAACAACUCGCAAAGAGCGAGUUGACCGCCGUGACGGCUUUGCGGCCAGGGCUGUUUUACACGAAUGUACAAUGGGUGCAAUACUGCCGGCGAAACGAAAACGGGAUCGUCCGUUUUUGUCCGCCGGUUCCCGGGAAUAAAACCGCAGAUUGGACCGAUCCAAGCUAUGAUAUCGGCAUAUAUGCAGCUGAAGUGUUUUCUCUUGGACCUGAAAAGACGGCCUCUAAAGUAUAUCCAGUGGUCAGCUCUAAGAUGCGCUUUGCUGAUCUUCCGGCCAUUUUUUCGACCGUGCGAUAUCAAUCGGCAAUCUUCGAUCCUAUCAGUCUAGAUGAUUGGGGUGCCACAGUCGCAAGGACGGUUGGCAAGGGGUAUGAAGAGGACAUCAGGCAAAUGAUGGAAUGGAUUGCUGUUGCGCCAGAUGAGAAAAUUUGCUAUGGGACCAUGACUCCCCAGGAGGAUUGCUCCGGGGCGGAUCUUGGAGUGCGGGCUAGUACAUUUGAGGAGUGGUUGAGGAGGUCAGGAUGGCAAGGACCAUGA
Messenger RNA from Aspergillus luchuensis, 1020 nucleotides. RefSeq names its product NmrA/HSCARG family protein. The record is from RefSeq and is a predicted model, not a curated record. Bases 1 to 1020 code for a protein of 339 amino acids. NCBI's taxonomy places the organism in Eukaryota, Fungi, Ascomycota, Eurotiomycetes, Eurotiales, Aspergillaceae. The transcript is spliced from 4 exons.